Molecule: messenger RNA, 12980 nt
Organism: Bursaphelenchus xylophilus (pine wood nematode)
Lineage: Eukaryota; Metazoa; Nematoda; Chromadorea; Rhabditida; Aphelenchoididae
Source: the annotation of a GenBank genome assembly
AUGCAGGCCGAGAUGCAGGACCGAAAUAAUUCCACCGGAGAAGAAUACUACGAUGAGGGCAUGUAUGCGGAGGUCGAGGAGAGCUACAGCAACAAACAUCCGUUGCCGGACGUAAGAUUUUUGAAUUUUUUGUUUGGAUUUUAGGUGAAUUUUGAUUGUAUCUUCAUGAAGAUAGCUUAAGAAAUCCAGAAAUAAGGUCUACCAGCUUUACGGCCUCUGUUCUGGGCUCUUUUUGACUUCUGGCAAACAAUUUUUGUUGAAUUCAGCUAAAGCUAUAUUGUUUUAGUUGAUUUUGUAUGAAAUUCCCCUCGAAUCUUGCUGAAUAUUAAUUUAUUAGCUCGGAAAUGAAGUAGAAAAGCCUUUUUGCAUUGUUACACUCAGGUUUUGCCCAAAUUUUCCUAAAAUCCAAUAGAAAUUAUAUUGCUUUAGGUCCCCGAACAUUGUGCUCCCCCUUCAAAGCCAUUGUCCUUCAUCCUCCAACAAGCCCACGACUGGACGACGCAAGAGCUGACGGGCAUAUUGGCCCCCAGAAACCCUCCUGUUCCUGCUGGAGAAGUCGGCAAAUUCGCGUUUUGUAAUAGAUGCAUCUACGUGAAACUCUACGCAGUUGUGAAAUGGCUGAAGUCGUGGCAGAAGAUCAGUCAUCUCGAAAAGAUCAGUUAUUAUCUCGAUCUCCAUUCUGAGCAGUUUUGGGAGGCCCAUGAAGGUCUGCACGACAUCAGCGAGGACGAACUUCCUUUGAUUGGGUAAGUUGUUUUGGUUAUAUUUUUCUUGACUUUUAGGUUGUCAGUUGAGGAAGAGAAGGUUUGGCAAAUAUUGAUAAUGGCUCUAAACAAGUUUUGUAAAAAUUUUGGGCAUUUUUCGCAACAAUUUUUUGCGUACUAGUAAUUAUACUCCCCGCCAAAAGUUUUGACCCCCCUUCUAACUCGGCCCAAGGUGUACCAAUUUGGACCAAAUUUGGUAAGUAGUUUACUGACAACCCAGUAGUAAAAAAUAUCAUAGUAGGACAAACCAUUUAGCUGUAUUUCAAAAUCCAGAGACAAUUUUUUAAAAUCACCCCCAAAAAAAGAGGACAAAAGUUUUGACCCCCCUUUAAAAAAAGUUAAAUAUCGCCACCGGAUGUAGCCCGAACCUUUCGCAAUCGACGUGCCAUAGCUGAAUACAAGUUAAUAAACGCUUUUCCGUUGAAUGCUUCGUUGCAUUUGAGGAUGCAACGCGUUAAACCCAUUUUGAUGUAGAGCUGCCCAAAAUGGUUAAUAUCUCGCUCUAGCGCUUUCCAAAUGUUCUAAAUUGUGUUUAUAUCAUUUGGUUUUGACUUGUAAUUACCUGCAUUAACCUUCUUCUUUUGAAAAAAGUCCACGAUGGGCUAGCGGUAUCGAUUCGGCCGAUAUCCAGUUAUCACGGUCAGCCUUGGUGAGCCAUUUGCUCUUUGACUAAAGGUCUAGAUGGGGUCGCUAGGUCCUCAAUCUAAUCCUGAGACUUGUGUCUACUCUCAAAACAAGAAUAAACCCCUGCUGACACGAUCUCAUAUGGUUUGCAGAUACAACUUUGCUGAUCUGCGCCUUAACGAAAACCCCGCUUUUUUCAAAUGGAUUUUUUGCAACCAAAAGCGGCUUUCAUUUGAUGGGCCAGGUAAUUUAGGACGCUACAACACCCGCCAUACUCAUUUGAGACGUAUGGAACGCCAAAUGGGCGGUGGGGAUGGCAUCGUACUCGGGGGCAUCUAUAGUAACGGAAAACUUAAGAUUAAGGUGAAUGAAACCCAUUCCAAAAUGUGUCAAAUCGAAACCUUUGUCCAUGCUGAGAGUAAAUAGGAGUCCCAGGAAUAGAUUGAGGACCUAGCGACCACAUCUAUACCUUUAGUCAAGGAGCAGAUGGCUUACCAAGGCUGACAAUGACAACUGGAUAUCGGCCGAAUCGAUACCGCUAGGCCAUCAUGGACUUUUUUCGAAAGAAGAAGGUUAAUGCAGGUAAUUACAAGUCAAAACCAAAUGAUAUAAACACAAUUUAGAACAUUUGGAAAGCGCUAGAGCGAGAUAUUAACCAUUUUGGGCAGCUCUACAUUAAAAUCAGUUUAACGCGCUGCAUCCUCAAAUGCAACGAAGCAUUCAACAAAAAAGCAUUUAUUAACCCAUGUUCAGGUAAGGUACACCGGUUCCAAAAGGUUCUGGUUACCUCCGCUGGCGAUAUUUCAUUUUUUUGCAGGGGGGUCAAAACUUUUGUCCUCUUUUUUUGGGGGUGAUUUUAAAAAAUUGUCUCUGGAUUUUGAAAUACAGCUAAAUGGUUUGUCCUACUAUGAUAUUUUUUACUACUGGGUUGUCAGUAAACUACUUACCAAAUUUGGUCCAAAUUGGUACACCUUGGGCCGAGUUAGAAGGGGGGUCAAAACUUUUGGCGGGGAGUAUAUAUUACACUUGAGUUUUUUUUUUUGGUCCUAUGAGCAAUAUCGCCACUUUUUAUUGUCUCAGAAGCUCAAACUAGCCUUUUUAUAGCGCUAGGAUUCAGGAAUAUGCAAAAGCCAUUUAUUGGGAGCAUCAAAAUAAAUUAUUUUAUAUUAUCCAUGACAUCCAUACAAUGUCUUGGCAUAAAACUCUUACUUUUAAAGUUCCGACCUGCUCAAUUUUAAUAUCUAGUUGCUCUUAAAACCUUUCUCGACCUUGUUGAUAAAUUUUUCAACCGUUUUAAUAUUACUUUUAUUACCUUUUCAGCCUUUCACAUUUUGAUCUCUUGACCGCCAUAGAAGUCCUCACAACUCAUCAUUUCGCCAGAACUCCGCAAUGUAUUUGGGUAAGUCUUUCUUCAUACUAUUUAUUCUUCAUUGUUUAGAAAAGGCAUUGCAAGGAGAAGCUCAGCAAGAACAAUAAAUUGGCCACGAUCCAAAGGCUUGGCGAUCUGCUCACGAACGCUUUGAUCGGCGAUAGCGCCAAACUGAACGCCUGGAUCAACCAUGUCUACAUUCAGAAUGGAAUUGUAAGCUGUGUAGAGUGUUUUUCAAUCAAAACAUUUUGAAUUUAUUCUUAUUUUCGAUGUGAAUUUGCAAAAUCUUUUUGAUGCGUCAAGUGUAAUAUAAUUUUAGCUGCAUUUGACCGCCGAAAACGAGUUUUUCCUCCGCAUGAUUCUCAAAGAUGACGGCGAAGGCGCUCGUUGGCAGAUUUUGACGAUCAAAUCGUUGGUGAAUGACUAUGUGGCGGGCAUUGGACACGAUCUUACCCAUCCCCAGCAUGACAUGGAAGGGCUCGCUGUGUUGGUGCAAGAAAAAAUGGAUGAAAAACCGAAAGAGGUGGGGUGAAUUGAACCUUAUUAGAGAUUUUGGCAAUAGAGAUGGGGAAUUUUGAGGCCACAAAAAAUAGUUAUAUUACUUUAGGCCCUCGAGACCAUGUACAACAUCCUCCACACGUUCAGCCUCCGCCUUCAGCUGGACAUUUUGUACACGCGAACUCGCCAAUUCAUCUAUCACAACCCCACGUUCGCUCAGAUCAAAGAGUACGACAUGAAGAAGGGGCUGUUGGCGUUUUACAUCUGGCCGGAGUGCUCCCAAACUUACCUUGUUAAAGUGACCGCGAAUCGAAAGAACCGCUUCCUGAAGGUCCAACACUUCCCACACUAUCAUAAUCUACCCGAUUUGGAUAUUGAAAAUGGGUAAGGGACUGAUUUUUGGGGAAUUUUCUGGAAAAAAGUUUGAAUUUGAAAUUUCCCGCCAAAAUUGGCAUAGUGUUUUACGGGUUGGAAAUGGCGUAGAAUGGAAGAAUAGGCUGUAGGAGAAGGUUUACAGGGUGUUUUAGUAUUUUUUUAAUCGUUUUGAGGAGUUUAUGGAUAGAUUAUUAUAUUAUCCAUGAGGAUUUUUGAUGACUUUUUUGAAGAAAACAAUUUUUGAUGUAAAAAAUUUGACCCUUUUGUUUGUAGAAAUCUGAAAUGCGACCAAUUCCUGCUGGAGACGGGCUAUCAUCGCGCCGCAAUCCGCAUAAAACAGAUCAAAGAACUGUUGUCCGGCGUUUGGGAACCGAUCCGGUACUUUAAAAAGGUCGGCGACAACCGAAUCAUGCUGAUGUACAGUAUUAUGCCCUUUCAAAACACCCCCAUCAGCGAGAAUAUCUAUAUCACGGUGAAUGUGCUGAGCGGAAAAAUCCAAUGCCAAGUUGGUCGCCUACUACACGAAAAAGACGGCCAUGCCCUGGUCGAGGAGUUUGCCGCCCUUCUGGAACGCGUUUUGGACGAGAAAAUACCAUUUGGAGGCAUCAGACGCCUGUUGGGAAAGAUUCGCCUCAAGAUUUUGAAGGAGAAAUAUCUCGAGGGACUCCAGGGACCUCACACUCACCUUUUGUCCAAGGAUAAUUAUAUGCCAAGCGUGUGGGACAUUACGGAUUUGCCCGAAGAAAAGUUGCUCUUCAAUUUCCAUCAGGACAACAACUUUUAUUUGGUGAGAUUUGGGGGUUUCUGGAUGUUUUUGGGCUGAUUUUUGUCAUGGUGAAUAUAAUUUUUGGAAAUUUUUUGAGGAAAAUUAUGUUGGGGUACAAGAGAAUUUUAUUUUCAUGAGGAUUAUAGCUUUUAUGUUGAAGAUGGAGGAGGUUUGGAAGUAUUUUUUAUGUAAGUUUUGUCAUGGAUAAUAUAAUUUUUGUAAAUUUUCUGAGGAAAAUGAGGCUUAGUUAAAAUUUAAUUGGGUGUUUAUGAUUUUUAGAGCUUUUAUGUUGAGGAUGGAGAAGGUUUUGGGUGGUUUUUUAUUUAAGUUUUGUCAUGGAUAAUAUAAUGUUUGGAAAUUUUUUAAGGAAAAUGAGGCUUAGUUAAAAUGUAAUUGGGUGUUUAUUAGGUUUAGACUUUUUAUUUUGAGGAUUGAGAAGGUUUGGAUGGUUUUUUUAUGUAAAUUUUGUCAUGGAUAAUAUAAUUUUUGAAAAUUUUUUGAGGAAAAUGAUAUUAAUUUACAAUGUAAUUGUAUUUUCAUGAGGAUUAUGGCUUUUAUUUUGAGCAGUGAGGACGUUUGGAUGGGGUUUUUUUUUUGUAAAUUUUGUCAUGGAUAAUGUAUUUUUUUCACAAGGAAAGUACUUUUAUGGGGGCUCCUACUUUUUGACGGGACAUAUCUCAAAAAAUCAGAAAAAAUGCGCUGAUCAAGGAUAUAUAAAUCUUAGCUGCCCAUUUUGGGCUUUUAGGGGUGAAAAUGCCCAAAAACUGGCUCAAUUUCCCUACAAAAGGCGCAGGCAUUCGAAACGAUAAAAAGCUGAGUCGGUCUCUUCCUUCGGAAGAGAGCGGUGUGGCCGAGUGGUUAGUGCCGUAGUCUGGGAAUCAAUAGGGAGGACGCCGCACGGGUUCGAUUUCCCUUUUGGGCUGAAUCAACUUUUUUUGAAGUUGAAGGUCGGAAAAAUAAAUUUUUGGGCCAAGACUGAUUUAUUACGUCUUAGAAACUCAAUAAACAUCAUUUUAAGCCAAAAUAAAAAUUGUAAACCCGUGAAAAAUUAGGCGAAAAGGGGUUCAUAUAGGACUUUAAGUCAACUUCCGAUUGAGUUUUCACCCCUAAAAACCUAAAAUGGGCAGCUAAGAUUUAUAUAUCCUUGAUCAGCACAUUUUUUCUGAUUUUGAGAUAUGUCCCGUCAAAAAGUAGGAGCCCCCAUAAAAGUACUUUCCUUGUCAAAAAAUAAUUUAUUUUAAUAUUUGUAGCUAGUCACCUUCGAAUACGACCAGUUCUACGACUUCAAGGUGGACUUUUACCUCAUCGAACGAUCUCAACACCGAAAACAUAUCCAAGAAUUGCUGUUCAACGAGGAGUUAUGGGAAAGCACUGUACCGGACCUGCAAUUUGUUGGAUUCAGGGGUAAGUUGGGGGUAUUUCAAGGUAAUUUUAUUGAUUUAUAGAAUCUUUAUAGAACAAGGAACAAUUUGAGUGGUAAAUUUGAUGUUGGGUUAGUGAAAAUUUGCUAAAAAAUUGCGGGUUUCUUAUAUUAUACAUCAAAUUUUUUGUUGAGUUUGGAAAAAUUUGUUUGGAGAUGGAUAAGAUAACUUUUUUGAUGGUAGAAUUAUAUAUUGAGUGGUUUAGGACUUCUACGACGACCUCGGCACUUGAUGGGCAAGCCAACGACCACUUCUUGGCUCACGAAAUGCUCACAAAUCCGCUCAUUUGUGGCGGCAUUGGACAGCCGCGUACAAAUGGCCAAAAUCGAAGAAGCAAUCAAACAAUUGGGUCUCCAAAGUGACGUCCACAAAGAGGAAGCUGUCGGUGGGGAUGUGAUUAGCAUUACGGAGUAAGUUUGGAAGAGAUUUGUAAAUUUUUUUGGGUUCAUAUUGAGAUUGGUCAUUUUGAGAUGUUUAAGGGGAAUUUUGAUGAAAAAAGUGGGGGAAUUUUGGGUUGUAGAGAGUGGUUAUAGCAUGAAUGACAAUUUUGGACCUUGUAAGUUGACUGGGGACAUUUUAUACGAUGAAAAAUGGUGUGGGUGACAUGUUAUACGAUGAAUUUUUCUUUGUGUUUUUGUCGAUUUUUUUGUAUAUAAAGUGGAAAGUAAGGUAAUGAAACUUGGUUUAGUUUCCCUAAUGGGCCUUGACAUAAUUGAGAAACAUCAGAAAUUUGAUUUGAGAUUUUUAAAAAUGAAUUUUUUUUUUCAUUUUUAGCUUCUCCAAGCCGAUCAAUUUUGAGGACGCCUACUUCCAGGAUCACAUUCAAAAUGUCAGCCUCAGAAUGCAUCGUCAUGGAAUCUUCCAUAUGGAGAUCUGCAUCAAAGAUCAUCCAGUGGAGACGAAAGAACUGAAGAAGGUAAAAAAUUAUUUUUAUUUUGUAGAGCUUUGAUAAAAAACGAUGAUAUUUUGAUGAUUUCAGAGUGAAGUUUUCCGAUUUUUUGCUGCAAUUCAUCAUGCUACCAUCCCUCCGAACACCAGUUAUCAUGAGAACUUGAAGAGACAUCUGUACGAUCAGCUUACGACCUAUGGGAAAUUGUACAAGGCAACGAGGGAAUUGGCCGCCGUUUAUGAGCUGGAGAUGAAGAAUAAAAUUAAUGUAAGUGCUUAGUGAUGGUCAAGAGGGAUACUGGGGAAUUAUCAGGGUUUUUGGUAGGGAUUGGAAAGAUUUUUUUGGAUGAAAUUGAGAUAUUGGGGGUUCAGAACCUAAAAUAAGGUAAAAAGUUUAAAAUUUGAGGGUAUCGUGGCAAUGUUUGUUUUUGAAGGAGAUUGUGAGGGGGUAUUUUGGGAUUUGGAGGGCGCUUGGAAUGGGUAGGACCGGUUUUUGGGGUAGAAAUUGAGAUAUUUUGAAAUUGUGGGGCUCAGAGCCUAAAAUAAGGUAAAAAAUUUGAAUUUUGCGAUUCUCAUGGCCAUCUUAGUGUUUGAUGAUGAUUAUGAGGGGGUAUUUAGGGAUUUGGGAGGGCUUUUGAAUGAAGAAAAAACGAUCUUUUGAAAAAAAUUAGACUUUUUGAAAUUGGGGGGCUUGGAGCCGAAAAUAAGGUAAAAAAUUUAAAAUUUGAGGGUAUCUUGGCAAUGUUUGUGUUUGAAGAUGCGUUUGAGGGUGUAUUUUAGAAUUUGGAAGGCGGAUGAAAUGGAUAAGACCGAUUUUUCGGUAGAAAUUGAAAUGUUUUGAAAUUGGGGAGCUUAGAACCUAAAAUAAGGUAAAAAGUAUAAAUUUUGUGGAAGUUAAUGUUAGUUCUAGUAUUUGGAGACGAUUAUGAGGGUCUUAUUUUGUUAUUUAGAGGGAGCUUGAAUAAAAAAGAACGAUUUUUUGGGAGAAAUUGAGAUGUUUUGAUAUUGGGGAGCUCAGAACCUAAAAUAAGGUAAAAAACAUAAAUUUUAUGGACGGCAAUGUCAAUACUGGUGUGCGAUGGUGAUUAUAAAGGCUUUAUAUUGUAUUGCACGUGAUAAUUUUUCGUUUUUUAGAUUGUCUUCUACAAUUACUACAAGUUGAUCAUCACAUACUCCAAAGACCGGAAUCUAGCGUUGAUUGCGUCGUGGAAGAUCAACUAUGACCAACUGAUCGCCAAUUUCAUACAAGUGAGCACAACAAAGGACGGAAAAGUUGUUAUCGCGGACCGCUGGAAUCCUCAUGUACUGGUCAGCAGCCUGUUAAUGGAGCGUUUGAAAGAAUCGGAUAGCCUUCCGGAAUUGGUGAAUUAUCUGGUCAAUACGGAGCGAUCCCUCAGCUGCCUCUACUAUUUCUCUCAGGUACACUUGAACUCGAAAAGGGCAACGGAACAGAUUAUUGGAAUCGCGUCAGGACCAACCUCGAUCAAUAUUAAGGUGAGAAGGUUGAUUUUUGAAGUGGGAGAUUUGUUGUUGGACUUUGAAAAGCAUGUGGAGGAGAAUUCGAGUUUAAAAAGUGGAGGGAAUAUCGAAAAAAUGAAGAUUUAUGUUAUCCAUGAGCUAAAAAAAGUGUUGUUGAAAAAGUUUAUUUUUCGACCAAAAAAUCGAUUUGAAUUUGGUCGUUUUGAGGGAAAUAUUGACCUGUAGUUUUUAAUUGGUUUGAAAGUUUUUUGAAAAAAAAAUUAAAAAAUCUGAAAUUUUUUUUAAUUUUUUUCUGUAAGCUUUUGUAUGCCUCUACCGACGCAAAUUUUGACGUGAAAUUUAUCAAAUUUACUUUAGAACAUUCUGAUUCCGGUCACCGAAUACCAAAUUCGUUUGGUCCAUGGAUCGGCACACAUUGAUUUUUACCUCUUGAACAACAACAAAGUCGGAAUCAAAGCCACUCAAAUCAAGUCGGACGACGAAUAUCUGAAGGAAAAGGGCCCCAAACUCCAGAAACUCCCCGGAUUCUCCCAUUUCUGGGGCCAGUUCUGCAUGGAGACGAAGCUGGAAACGAUUGUCUCCAGAGAAGUGCAGGACUACCCCCGAGACCCGGGAAAUCCCUCCAGUGUCCCGCCUCAGGAAACGGAGGACGCCGCCCUCGAUUCACAUCCAAUGUCAUGCCCACCGAAGUACGACGAACGCUUCGAGGAGUUUGUGAAGUACGCGGAGAAGCAGGAACGAGACGACUUGCACAAGGUCUUCAUCAUUGAACCCGAUGUCUUCGAAAAGGCCAUGGGUGUCCCGGAAGACAAGGAGAAACCAUCGUUGAGCAAGAGAAAUGUCAAAACAGAGCCAAUGAGUAAGUUGGGAAGAUUUCUUUGGGUCUUUGAUUUUUUGUUUGUGGAAAAAUUUGGAGUUUUUGGGAUGUCUUGGAUUAUGAUUUUUCGUUUUUUUCUCUUGCUCGGAAAAUUUUUUCGGUAAAAAAGUUGGAAUUUUGGGGAAAAUUUUUGAUUUUUUGGUCGAAAGAGUUGGAAUUUUUGGAAAUUUCUUUUGAUUUUUCGGUCGAAAAGGUUGGAAUUUUGGGGAUUUUUUUUAAUUUUUUGGUCGAUUUUUGAAUUUUUUACUUGAAAAUUUUUUUUGAAAAACUUGAAAAUUUGUGAAUUCAUGAAGAGAAAUGCAUUUUAAUAAUCGAUUUUUGUCAAAUUUCAUAUUGAAAAAAUCGAAAUUUUUGAUUUUUUUUGAACUUUUGUCUAAUUUUCCCUAUUUCCAGUGCCACCCCAAGUCUCCCCGUUCGAGGGCUACCUGAGAGCCGUCAACUAUAUCGCCCGUCUGCCACAGACUCUGGAGGCAUUCGCCCGCAGCCAGAACCCCCUGCAAGCCCUUCCAAUCACGGACUUGAAGCAUGAUGAAUGGUCUGUAACCUUCGAUCUUCAAGGAGUUCAUGCCUCCACGGUGGCCUACCCCGCAUGGACUGUGAAGUUCCGGGUGUUCCUGUGCCCAACCAAGUUUACUGUCAGCAUCAAGAUGGAGUUUUGUGAGUUUUUUGCGGAAUUUUUGGGGGAAUGUUGAUUUUUUUGGGAUUUUUGAAUAAUUUGUGGUUGGGAAUGGAAUUUGAAGAAUGUUUUUGGUUGUAAAAUACGUUGGUUAUAUUGGAAUCUUGAUAUCAGGAUUUUUUUAGUUGAAAAAUUGCAUUAAAACAGCUUUUUUGGCCAAAAGUAUCGAGUAGUGUCAUGUAUAAUAUAGAAAAUUGGUUGGUAAACAAACUUAAUAACUGCUAUGGCCUUUAAUAUAAGAGUAUAUAGCGUUUUAAGACCUUCCAAGCAUUUUUCAACCAUGCUUUUUGAUCUUCUGGACAUUAGAACAGAAUUCCAAAAAUGGCGGGAUUUUUUUCGUUUCAAAAGUUCGAACUGGAUUUUUGGAUAGAAUGGAGAAAGAAGUGUAAUAGUCAUGACUUAUUCUUGGUUUUUCAGCUGGACCCAGUCAAGCCAACGACACGGACAUCAAAGUAUUCGUGAAAUACUUUGAAUCCGUGGUUGUCCCCAUGGACAACGAAUACGCCCUUCAUGCAUUCUUUUGCAUGUGCAGAAUCAAUGUUAGCGGAGUGUUUUCCGCCUUCGCCAGACUGAUGGCUGCGCAAAUGGUAAGGAAUUUGGAAGAAUUUUUUUUGGGUCCAAUUUUUCUAUGUAAUUUGUCGUUUAUUUGUUCCAAAAAAGCAAUUGGAAUCGGUUUUUUUGUGAUUUUACUGCCAAAAAAGGGAUGAAAAAGGAUUUUUUUUUCGGAUUUUUGGACCUUAUUUUGGGGGAGACACACCGCAAGUUCGAAUCCGCAAGUUCGAAUGCCUAAAGUUCGAAUGACUAAAGUUCGAACGACCUCCAGUUCGAACUACUUAAUGUUCGAAUGACCGUAACUUUGAAUAACCUAAAGUUCGAAUGACUAAAGUUCGAAAAUGAAAAAAAAGUUAAUUAAUAUUUAGAUUAUAAUUUGCAUAUAAUUAUUUUGCAAAAUACACUUCCUCUUCAAUCAUUCAUUCAUCCUCUACGAUGGAGGUUGGUUGUCCGAACACUCUGACCGACAACGAACGCGCUGUUCUUCAUGUCGACCUGAUCAAGAUUCGUCAUGGAGCCAAUCCAACUGUGUCUUUCUCGGUUUGGGUUUGUCGAACUGGAUUAGGUUUGUCGAACUGGAGGUCGUUCGAACUUUAGUCAUUCGAACUUUAGGCUUUCGAACUUGCGGAUUCGAACUUGCGGUAGGCGUUCGGAGACCCACCGCAAGUUCGAUUCUUUUUUUUCAUUCUGCAUUUUUUAUAUUUUCAUAUUUCGAACUUCCGGUUUUCGAUCUUUUAGUUUUUCUAAUUUGAGGUUUUUCGAACUUCUAGUAUUCGAACUUGCGGCAUUCGAACUUUUGGUUGUCGAACUUGGGGUUUUUCGAACUUCCGGUAGGCGUUCAUUUUGGGUGAUCUGACCGGAUUCCCCCAAAAAGUUUGAUUUGCACAGUGCAGGAGAGAUUUUGCACUAAAAAUUGGUGUAAAAUCUUAUGCAAAUUUUUUAAUUGAGUUUUUUAUUUUUAUUUUUUUUUGCAAGAAAAGUUGGUAUUCUCAAUUUCUUAGGACCCAAGCAGUCAACUGAACUAUUACUGGAUUGUCCACCUCCAACUGGUCAACAUCCGAAAGAAAGGCCCCAAUGAAAGCUCCUUGCCGGACUUUGUCAGUGGAAUUGUCAUCAAUAAGUCGGAUGUCCUCAUCACUGUAAGUUAUUUUGGAUGUUUUUUUAUGAGUUUAAAGGGUUGGAAAAUUUUUUUUGGGAUAUUUUUGUUAGCUAUAUUGCAAUUAAAAAUUUAGUCUGAAAUUUUGAGAUUUUUAAAAAGAAUAUUGAUUUUUUUUUUGCUUUUUGGAGCAAUCUAGCUCGAUUGUGGUUAGUGGUGUUCGAUACUGCUAUUUUGGAUGAUAUAUGAGGUCAUUUUUGGGAUUAAAAAAGAUUUUUUUCAUUGAAAUUUUUUGGGAUUUUUCGAAAUUUUGACACGAUUUUUGGAGGAAAAAUGACUUUAUUAUAGCGAAUAGUAUCUUGUAUUAUAGCUUUUAUCUAAAAUACGACAUGAUUUUACGACUAUUUUUUCAAAUUUUAUAUUGUUUUAGAUCGGUCUGCGCCCAUCCAAGAAACGAGAAAAGGACCCGUUCAAAGUCAUCAAAAUUGCAUUUGUCUACAAUUUUGACACGUAAGCGGGCUUGUAAUUUCAUUAUUCCAUUUUUACAUUUGAGUUUUUCAUUGAAUUUUACCCGAAUUUUUGCAGUGAAAACAUCCGCUACCAGCCGACCGGCCCCAACGACGAGAACCGCCCCAAAGUCGAAGCCGCCCUCCACAACAUGGCCAUGGAACCCUCGGAGCCGUGCAUCAUCUGGCCCUCCAUCCGACGUCUCAUCGAAAGGUUCCGUUAGAGCUCGGAAACCCACCCGUCGAAACUUGAAAAUUCGCAUAUUUUUUGGGGAAAAUGACGUCAAACGUCGAAAUUUGAUUUUUUGAAACGGGCUCAGGGAUCUUUUUGUCUGUAGAUAAGUUAUAAUUUAGCUAAUCUAACCUCCGAGGAAUAGAAAUUGUAAAUAUCUUUUUUUUGUCUGGGAGAAGUCAUGAAAAUUUGAAUAUUUAGUCGAAAUUUGAUUUCUUUUUUACUUUUUUGUUUAAUUUUGUUAACUAAUAAUUUUUUUAAAAGUAGUAAGGGACUCUAGCUGAUAAAGGAGACCAGAUUUUUGCCGAAAAAAGCCGAUCCAAGUUUGAAAAUUCAAAUUUCCCGCCAUUUUUGGCAUUGUGUUUUAAUGGUGGAUAUGGCUGGGAAAGUUGUCUAGACAAGAAGUAGAAGUGAUUUCAGAGCUCAGAAAGUAAUUUUGAGCUCCAAAUUGACAUAAAUUUUUGGGUUAAAGAAAUAUUUUUUUAUAUUACACAUGAACUUUUAUGAUUUUUUUAAUGCUUUUCGGUAAAAACUGGCAGUAAGGAGGGAUAUUAUGGGAGUUAAUAGUGUUUCAAAUGAUUGGGGACCUAUUUUGUUUCUAGUUUAUAUAAGAAGUAUGUUGGUUUAGAUAAAAUUUGGUUGAAUUUUUAAGUAAAAACUUUAAUUUGCCCCACAUUUUUAGUAGGUUUUAGAAUAAAAAUGAGAAAUUUGAAUUUUGUAAGGGUAGAAGGCAAAAUCGAUGAAAAUGUAAAUAAAAAAUUUCUCCCCAAAUGUCUUGGGAUCCGAGCGCUAAAGGAGCCCGUCUAACCCCUUUCCUUUCUAAUCCCGUCUUCAGAAACGACUUACAACUUGACUGA